Annulohypoxylon truncatum is the source of this 700-nucleotide messenger RNA. Its product is annotated as Tim10/DDP family zinc finger-domain-containing protein. The transcript is spliced from 2 exons. The record is from RefSeq and is a predicted model, not a curated record. The annotation marks the transcript as partial. NCBI's taxonomy places the organism in Eukaryota, Fungi, Ascomycota, Sordariomycetes, Xylariales, Hypoxylaceae.
AGAUCGUCAUCGACCUCAAUAUCCGCACGAACCUCAACACGAAAUAAUCUUACAUCGCAAUUGUCGAAUAGAUAAUUAGUCGUCUUCCAGGGUUGUAUACUUGAUACCUACCUCUUCACGCACUAGAUUUCACAGUACUUCCCCAAAUCUAGCAUUCGAACAAUCCUCCACAAAAAUGGCCAGCGUAAACCUCGACGACUUCGACAUGACCAAGCUAAGCGACAAUGAGAAGAAAGACCUACAACAGUUCCUAGCAAACGAGACUCAAAAAAUCAAUUUGCAAACCAAAAUCCACACCCUGACGGAUAAGUGCUUUAGGAAGUGCAUCACGGGCACGAUCCGCUCCAACACGCUGGACAAUAGCGAGCGGACCUGCCUGGCGAACUGCACCGAGCGGUUCUUCGACGUGGCCUGGUUGUCCAUAACGUCUAUGCAGAGCAAAGGUGGUAAUAGUUGAGGUCUGGUGGUAUAAUAUAUAUGACCCCGUGUCGGUUGGUAAUAGGAAAAAAAAACAUCCCACAAUAGCGGAUUGUACGGAGCUAUGCUGGGACUACGGGUUGAAGGCGCACUACAUAAGGAGCCACGUCAAGGAUGAUAUGAGCGUUAUUCGUGAAGUCAUAUCAUGUGUGGGAAUACGAACAUAUAGUCACUACUCAUUAGACACCUAGAAAGUACACAGGCAAGCAAAUCACCCAAGGGA